AUGACUUCGUCUGCGUGCACCUACGGCGGAACCCAAAUCAACUUCCUGAUGCCCCGGACACCUGGUGUGGCAUGGACCGAACCAGCGGGACACCCAACGGCCCCCAAGUAUGAUCCCACCCCCAUCCCGACAUGCAGGGCGGCGAACACACAGAUCUGGAAUGGAGGCAACAAUGACAGGCCGCAGAUUCUCACGUUUGCUUUACAGAAAAGGCCACGGGCGACUCGGGCGAGUGCCAACAAGGUCCGGACGGGAUGCAUUGCUUGGUUCUGUGAAGGAUACGACUCUCCCAACAGCUCUUCGGCCUCCCCCGCUAGCUCAGACGACGCAGAUAACACCAACAAGACAGCACCAUCAUCCUCAACAACAUCAUCAUCAUCAUCCUCCUCCGUCUCUCGCGUCUCCAAGAAGAAGCCGCUCGUCGCAAACACCCGCCCCAGAUCGCAAUCUCAACUAAUCGACAUCAGCCUACCACUCGAACCCACAGAGAACCUCUUCGUCAACGUCUUUGAACGCCAAUACUUUGACUACUGGCUCUCCCGCCGCUACCGCCUCGGCGGCGGCUUCUUCGACGAGCAGCUAUGGGCCGAGACCAUCCCGCAGAUGAGCCACCAGCACGCCUCGGUCCGGUACGCCGCCAUGGCCGUCGGCGGCAUCGGUAAAGCCCUCCACCACAGCCUGAAGCCGACCACGCCCGCCCAGCUCGGCGCGAACGGGCCCCACUACGGCCUCGCCCUCUCGUACUACGGCCGCGCCAUCCGCGAGGUCCACAAGGCCGUCGCCGCGCCCCGCGACGAGACCAACAGCAGCAGCAGCCUCCGAGCCGCCAUCGUCUGCUGCCUGCUCUUUGUCUGCUUCGAGGUGCUCCACGGUGAUCGUAAGGCGGCGUUUGCGCUCAUCAAUAGCGGGCAGACGAUGAUGGAUGAGCUGCUGCGCCGGUGCGAGGAGGAUAAGGGCCGGGAUAAGAGCAUUAUUGGCGCCGAGGCCGUCGAGACGGAGGCGCUGCAUGUGUUUCAGCGGCUCAUCCAGCAGUCUUGGUCUUGCGGUGUGCUUCGAAGGCGGGAGAGGCGCCCCGAGAAAGUAGAGGGCGAUCUUGUCGCGGAAGAGAAGAAGGACUCGUACUCGUCUGAGUCGUGGUGCUGCCAAGGAGGACCGGGGAGGAAGAGCGCGAUUCACAAGAUGCCCGCCAUCUUUAGUAGCCUCCAGGAAGCUCGUCGAUGGUGGGAUGUGACGCAGCACUACGUGACGCACUCCUCAGACAUCGUCUGCCGCGUGACCCAGCUAGGGUUAAGCGAAGACUUCCUCUCCGAGUGCAACGAGCGCAUCCGGAGACAACUAGAAGAGAGCGAGCGCUUAAGAACCGGAGCUGUCAGCAAAUCAUCCUCAUACUCAUCCUCAUCUGCGGCUACAGGAGCCGAGGACACCGCCUCGCGCUGGCAAGACUUCAGAGACGCCCUAGCACGAUGGGCAACCGGCUUCGCACCCCUCUGGACCGCCGCCCGCAAGACCAAGACCUCGGACGAGAGAUCCUACAGCCAAGCAGCGCACCUCCGCGCCCAAUACCUCACCCUCUCCAACUGCCUCGAGUCCCCCCUCGGCUGCAGCUACGAGCGCGUGGCCCGCCUCACCCCGCGCUUCCGCGAAGUCAUCCAGCUCUCCGCCGGUCUGCUCGACUACCAAAAGCGCUCCUCCUUACCCGGCGAGAUCUUCACCAUGGACAUGGGUCCCACCUGGCCUCUGUUCCUCGCGGGGACGCGGUGCCGGGUGCCGGAGCUGCGCAACGAGGCGAUCCGGCUGCUGCGGGAGAACCCGCGGCGUGACGGGCUGUGGGACAGCCGGUUUUUCUACGCGCUGAUGAUGAGGAACAAGAUGUUGGAGAUUUCGAAUUCGAGGGAGGGCACGCCCGAGGAGCAGUGGUGGCGGCUGCAGCAUCGGUCUGCGUGUGUUGACGAGCAGGGGGCGUUGAUUGCCAAGGCGAUGGAUAAGAACCCUUUGACGGGGACGUGGGAUCUGGGGGAGGAUAACGUGAGGAGAUUUCUGUUUGAUUGA
Messenger RNA from Colletotrichum costaricense, 2049 nucleotides. RefSeq lists its product as uncharacterized. The coding region runs from base 1 to 2049 and encodes 682 amino acids. The transcript has 3 exons. The record is from RefSeq and is a predicted model, not a curated record. NCBI's taxonomy places the organism in Eukaryota, Fungi, Ascomycota, Sordariomycetes, Glomerellales, Glomerellaceae.